Strongyloides ratti is the source of this 1803-nucleotide messenger RNA. RefSeq names its product Ataxin 1. NCBI's taxonomy places the organism in Eukaryota, Metazoa, Nematoda, Chromadorea, Rhabditida, Strongyloididae. Bases 1 to 1803 code for a protein of 600 amino acids. Gene Ontology annotation, biological process: regulation of DNA-templated transcription. Gene Ontology annotation, molecular function: protein binding; RNA binding. The transcript is spliced from 2 exons. The record is from RefSeq and is a predicted model, not a curated record.
AUGAACUCUGACACUCCGCAUUCUAAUAUUGGAACUACCAAUAAUUAUUUUUUUAAUUUAGCUUCUCAGCUAGCCACACCUACAAUUUCUAAUAAUAACACCAAUAAUAGAGUAGCAGCUGGAGAAAUUGAGUUAAUUCAAAAUGCUUUACAACCAUCAUCCAAUAACACUAUUUUAGAGCACCUUACUUCAUGUGGUUCUCAGUCCACUUUAACACAACCAAUUUCAUAUGAUUUGUCUAAUAUGUUAUCUAGAAAUGAUUAUCAAAAUUUAUUAAAAAUAUUAGGAAAAAAUAUUAAUACUAAUAGCCAACAAAAUUCAUCUAAUAAUUUAUUAUCAAAUAACUCAGGUCAUUUUAAAAUUCCAACUCUUCCAUCUCAUAUACAAAUUGAAAAUAGUAUAGACCAACAACAAAAAUUAUUACAACAAAAAUUAUUUAUCCAUCAAUUACAACAAAUUCCUCCAACAACAACUACAUAUAAAGAUAAUUGUUCUCCUGUUUCAAAUGGUUUAUUUGAACAACAUAUGAUUUUAAUGAAUGCUAUUAAUUCAUCAGUUGAUAUAAAUCCUCUUAAUAAUCCACUAUCAUCUAAUAAUAAUCUCUUAAGUAGAAGUGGAAAAAAUAAUAUAGGAGAAAAAAACUCUUCAUUAGAACAAUUAGAAAGAUUAUCACAAACAGGUGCCUCGAGUAUAGUUGAGAAUGUACAGAAUUGUUAUCAAAUUAACAAUGAACCUAAUAAUAAUAAUAAAAUAUUACCAAGAAAUAUUUUUACCUUUAACCAAAGUAAUGAGAAAAAUAGUAAUUCAUUAUUACAACAAAUUGCAAAUAAUAAUUAUCAGGAGGAAAGUAUGGAUAGACAACUUACAAAUAUUACUAAUGGUGAUGAUAAGACAGAGAAAAUUGAUAUAGAACCAUUAAAAGGAGAACUGACUGCUUUUCCAUAUUACCCUACACAUUAUAUGAGAGGGACACAAAUACAACUUUAUGAUGGUACUUCUAAACCUGUUAAUAUGAUGGUUUUAGAAGAUUUUAAAAAUAGUUUAGCUAAUAUGAAAGAAGUUGAAUUAAAUUAUGGUAUUGUUUUAACAAUUAAUCAAAUUGAUGUUUCUGGAAAUUUUGAUAAUUUACGAAAUACACAAAUUCAAUAUAAAUUAAACUUUAAAAUGGUUGGUUCAAGUUCCACUGUUACUGUUAAUGCUGUUUCUGAGUUUCCUUUUUUUGAACAAUCUCACGGGUGGUCUUCAUGUAAUCCAGUAAGAUCUCUUAGUGUAUAUGGAUUAGAAUGUAGAAAGCUUCAAACUGGAGAUGUGUGUUUGAUUGCAACACCAAAACCAAAUAUAAAAGAGUCAUUGAAUGAUGAUACUGUAUCCUUAAAUAAUAAUAUUAACAACAACAAUAAUAUUUUUAAACAACCAAACCAUCAAUGCAUAAAAAAUUCAAUUGAAAAAAAUUUUUCAUAUCCUUCUCCAUCAUCUGUAGCAUCAAAUCAAUAUACGGGUACAUCAUCCUCAAUUAAUAAUUUAGAACAUUUAUUUCAACAAAAAUUACAUAAUCCGUCAUCAAUAUUUCCUAAGGAAACAAUUCCCUACAAUAUUACAUCUAUUUUUUCACAAGGAACGUCACCUUUUUCAUUUCGUCAUUUGGAACAGGUGAAUAAUUGUCAGUUACAUAAAAAUGUUCAACAAAACCAAUUAUCAGACUUUCAUCAAUCACAUUCAAUACAAGAACAUUUACAAAAUAAUACUAAUUUUAAUGAUGGUUCAUCAUCAAUUAAAAAACGAAAAUAUUCUUCAGAUAUGUGA